This is a messenger RNA of Aphanomyces invadans, 1926 nucleotides long. RefSeq lists its product as hypothetical. Gene Ontology annotation, biological process: glucan catabolic process. Bases 1 to 1926 code for a protein of 641 amino acids. NCBI's taxonomy places the organism in Eukaryota, Oomycota, Saprolegniomycetes, Saprolegniales, Verrucalvaceae. Gene Ontology annotation, molecular function: beta-glucosidase activity. The transcript has a single exon. The record is from RefSeq and is a predicted model, not a curated record.
AUGCCGCCUUUCAAGGCGGCAGUCGAAGCCGACGUGUGGAGCGGCAUGGGGACGUUUGUUGCGCUAAACAACGUGCCAUUGGCCGCCAAUGAACUCAUGCAUAAGGGAUUGCUUCGAGGGGAUCUCGGAUUCAAGGGCCUCAUGGUCACCGACUUCAAAGAGAUCAAGAUGCUUGUUACACAGCACAGUUAUGCCCCUACUGUCCUGGAGGCGGUCUAUGCGUCCCUCUCCAAGGCAACGUACGACAUGAGCAUGGUGCCGGACGAUGGUAGCUUCAUCGAAACUGGAAAACAAUUGGUGGCCCAGAACCGCAUCCCCGAAUCCCGGCUGCGUGAAUCUGUGCUGCGGAUUGUCAAACUUAAGUUGAAACUUAACUUGUUUGACGAGCCUGUGCCCGGCGCCGAUGUCUUGAGUCAGCUCGGCGACGAAGCGAGCCAGCUCUCAGCCCUCGCUAUAGCUCGGGAAUCCAUGGUGCUCUUGAAAAACCAAGACAAUGCGCUGCCAUUGACUCCCGGGAAGGCAUCCAUUUUCCUCACAGGCUCCAGCAGCGACUCGAUCGGGUUGCUGUGUGGCGGCUGGACGCUCUGGUGGCAGGGGACGUCCCUGAGCCAAGUGUUUCCGUUGGGCGCGUCCGUGCGGAAAGCGAUGGAGACCACCCUUGGGGGAGCGGACAAAUUUUCGUUUUACCAAGGGUUUGACACGGACGGGAACCUUGUCGACAACGACGGAAAGCCCGGCGACUUGGAAGCGGCCAAGGCCAUGGCAGCCAAAGCUGACUACACGGUGGUCGUGCUGGGCGAACGUCCCUACGCUGAAUACAAGGGCAACGAUGACAAGCAGCCCCUCCCACCAGGAUUCCUCACGUAUGUCAAGGCACUCAAGUCGACUGGCACCAAGAUCAUUCUGGUGUUGGUCGAAGGGCGUCCUCGACUGCUUAACGGGAUAGCAGACCUUGCGCAUGCUGUCAUCUUUGCUGGCCUGCCGUGUGAGUAUGGCGGCCAAGCGAUUGUAGACGUGUUGCUGGGCAAAGUCAAUCCGAGCGGAAGAAUGGCCAUGACGUACCCAAAGACGGACACCAGCAUCAACUUGGCAACUCCGUACUACAAGCGCACCAACACGUCAUGUCUCAAGGACGGCAUCAAGUACGAGUGUCCUGCAGAGUGGCAGUUUGGCGACGGGUUGAGCUACACGAGCUUCCAUUACUCGAACGCGACGAUCAGCACGACGGCGCUAUCGUUCAGCUCGACGGGCUCGAAUGCGUUCACCGUCUCAGUGACUGUGCAAAACACCGGGCUUGUCAAAGGGCAAGAGACCGUGCUCCUGUUUGGAACGCCGCCUGCGACUCGCAUCCAUGCCGAAACCAAACUCCUGAAGCGAUUUACAAAGCUGUCGUUGGCGGCGGGCGAGGCCAAAGGUGUGACGUUUUCGCUGUCUCAUCAAGACCUGGGCUACUACAGCAACGACAUCGGCAAGGGACUCAAGAAGGACGCCCCAAGCGGCGCGUACACGUUUUUCCUCAAGCACGACACCGAUUGCAGCACCAGUACUCCCCUCUGCAUGACGCUCAAGUGGGACAACCCGGACAAGGCGUCCUUCAUGCCAAAUGCCACGGUUGCGCCAACGGUGGUGGCUCCAGUGGGUCCAUCAGGACCAAUCAAGAAUGGCUCGACAACCGUGGCUCCAGGAAGCGCCCCAUCGGACAACGACUCUGCGUCGGCCGGCGAUGACAAUCAGACGGUACCUGUCCCGAUGAUCGUUGGAAUCUCAUGCGGCGUCGUGUGCGCGUGUGGCAUUCUUGCGUUCUUGGUCUCUCGACGAAAAGCCCAACAACAGAAACCACUCCGAACCCUUCACGUGAUGGAGAGCAAGGAAGACCGCGUUGUAAUUGUCGAUGGCGGCGGUUCUCUCACGUACAAAUCACUCUAA